Messenger RNA from Colletotrichum chrysophilum, 858 nucleotides. RefSeq lists its product as uncharacterized. The record is from RefSeq and is a predicted model, not a curated record. The coding region runs from base 1 to 858 and encodes 285 amino acids. Gene Ontology annotation, molecular function: oxidoreductase activity, acting on the CH-OH group of donors, NAD or NADP as acceptor; NADP binding; NAD binding. NCBI's taxonomy places the organism in Eukaryota, Fungi, Ascomycota, Sordariomycetes, Glomerellales, Glomerellaceae. The transcript has 2 exons.
AUGUCUCGAGGUGAGCCGCUUGAGAGUAUCGGAGGCAUACCGCGACCAGAGAUCAAACAUCUCUUGACCAACUCGGACAUAAUAUUCAUGUCCCUCAGCGACGAUGCCGCUCUUGAGUCGAUGCUGGAUGCCAUCCUUGGAAACGUCGCACCCGAAAAUUUGGCCGAGAAGAUUGUCGUUGACACAUCGACGGUUCACCCUCUUUCAUCAGCCAAAGCCCGAGACCGUCUGUUAGAAAGGAAGGCCAAGUUCAUUGCGUCCCCGGUCUUCGGUGCAAGUCCUGUUGCUGCGGAGGGGAAGUUGCUCUGGAUUGUUGCGGGUCCGAAUGAUGCAGUCAACGCAAUCAACCCGUUCAUCGUUGGAGUGAUGGGGCGAGGAGUGAUUCGUCUCGGAGAGGAUGUUCAAAAGUCUAGCAUGAUGAAGACAGCUGGGAAUUUUGUUACCGCCGGGAUGAUGGAGCUUGUCGCAGAGGCCCAUGUCUUUGCGGAGAAGACGGGCCUUGGUAGCGAGGCUAUGGAAGCUCUGAUAGAGCAGCAAUAUGGCCCUCUCGCACUGUCAAUGUCGAAACGUUUGACAACCGGCGCUUACCUCCCCGGAAAAGGCCAAAGACCGUGGUCCGACCUUGGUCUCGCAUUGAAGGAUGUUGGACACGGGAUCGACUGUGCUAAGAAGUCUGGCGCUCCGCUAGAAGUCGCUGAGGUUGCACUGAAACACUUGAAGGAAGCGAAAGAAUUCUCAGAUGCACAGGGGCGGCCAUUGGAUUCGUCGUCGAUGUAUGGAGUCUUGCGCAAGGAAGCUGGUUUAUCGUUCGAGACGGAUUUUGUCAAGAAAAGAGACGGGUCUGUAUCUGAUGCUUAA